AUGGCCGCAGUCAAUGUGAAUGUGGGCGUUCUGGGCCACGUCGACAGCGGCAAGACGAGCCUCGUGCGGGCCCUGAGCACGCAUCUGUCCACGGCCGCUCUGGACAAGAGCCCGCAGAGUCAACGCCGUGGCAUCACGCUGGACUUGGGCUUCUCUAGCUUCCGAUUGGACGUCAGAAAGGGAGGACCAUCAUUCCGCCAAGUGACACUCGUGGAUUGUCCUGGCCAUGCAUCGCUGUUUCAAACGAUUUUGAGAGGUGUAGCCAUUAUUGACACAGUGGUCCUUGUAGUCGACUGCCGCAAAGGGCUGGAGGCCCAGACGAUCGAGAGUUUGUUGCUGGCGUCGCUCGUGUGUCCUCGGCAACUGGUGAUUGUACUGACCAAGACGGACUUGUUGUCCGCUCUUGGUGUGGAAAGAGCGGCCGCGAUUGGCGCAGUGACGAGUGAGAUACGGGCCUUUGUGGCGACCCACGUUCGCUCGCUCAAGGACGUGACUAUUCCCGUCGUGCCUGUGGCCGUGGGGACUGGACACAAGACUGAGGGGAUUCCGCAUCUCUUGGAGGUGCUACGGACCCAUUUGCAGGCUCCAGAACGUGACACAAGUGGAGAUUUUCGUCUUGCAGUGGACCAUUGCUUUGCUGUGCCAGGCCAUGGUACUGUGCUCACUGGCACUGUGCUGUCUGGAGCGCUUUCGACAGGAAGUGAGCUGGAGCUGCUGCCAAUUGGGGCGAGGACUACAGUGAAGACGCUGCAGGUGUUCCGAAAAGACGUAGAAAGGUGCGUUCAAGGUGAUCGAGUUGGGCUGCGUGUGAACGGACUGGACCCGGCACUUGUAGAACGAGCGUUGGCAGUGUCGCCGCCGGGAAGUUUGACUGCAGUGACGCAGGUGGUCAUUGCGGUGGCGCGUGUCCCGCUCUUUCAAGGCAGAGCGUGCAAGAGUGGAGCAAAGUGUCAUACGACGGUAGGUCACACGACUGUGAUUGCUACCGCCACAUUCUUCGCCCGAUUGGGAAGGACAGAAGGAGAUGCAGGACAUCUUUUGGAGGAGACGUUCGAUCCGUUGGCGCUGUAUGAAUACGUGCCAGACCUUGAAUUUGGAUACAGUGUCCAAGACGGCACGAAUAGCAUUGACGCCACCACAAUUUUUGCGCUACUACAAUUCGAACGUGCUGUCUUUUGUCCACCCGCGACGCUUGUGGUGUGCUCACGUCUUGAUCUGGAUGCAAAGCGCUUUUCGUGUCGUCUGGCUUUCUAUGGGACUGUGGAGUGUGUUGUGGGGUCGUGUAGUGAAGAGCUGGACAUGCUGUCAUCUGUGCACCGCCGAGUGGUGAACCUGGAUGACAUGCGAAUCGGUCGAGUGAAAAGUCGAGAUGGCUUUGUGGACAAAGUAUCCACGCCACGAAGUGGCAUCGAUGCAGGCGAAAUCGAGGUGAUCGGUCGUGGCAUGUAUUCGAAGGACGUAAAGUGGAGCGUGUACCAGGGCUUAGCAGUGUUGUUUGAGAAAGCACGAGUGCUCGGGAUCAUUCUUGGGCCUUUUGGUAAGACGGGCAAGUUCCGCAUAGCGUUGGAACGAAACAGCACAACGUCGAAUUCGCAUCGAUGUUUUGUUCCUGCUCCAGGAGACAAGCUUGUGUUGCGUUUUGUCAAGUUAGUCACGUUGAAGCCAUUAAAGUCUGGAGGGAGGCUUCAUACGACUAGAUGGCGUGCUCCUCGGUCGAGCGCUCAGUCUGCCGGGAAAGCCUUGUUGCUUCAAGAUAGUCGCUUGCUUUACCCGGAAGCUUUCGUAGUAUCGACCUCACUUCCGAAUGUUGAUGCAAUGUUAAUGGACGCCGUUCGUCUUGCCACGAAGACUGUGCUUGCUCACGAUGAAGGAAACAAUGCAUUUAUUUACACUGCUCCUCGACAAGGUAGAAUCGAGCGUCUCAAGGGCGAGACAACUGCAACUGGAAGAAAUCCGUUUGCGAUUAUGUCGGGGUUGUUUGGAAAUGAACAAGAGGCAGAUGCUGCUGUAGGCUGCCAAGUGCGAUGCGUCGCUUGUGAUGAUGAGAAUUCGGGCGAAGGCAAGAUUGAAAGACCAUUUGGCAAGGCGGGCAAGGUCCGCGUAGAUUUUCGAGGAUGUGGAGGCACAAUGGGCAAGGUGGGAGACUCUGUUGAGAUGUGUUGA
Peronospora matthiolae is the source of this 2163-nucleotide messenger RNA. Lineage: Eukaryota; Oomycota; Peronosporomycetes; Peronosporales; Peronosporaceae. The record is from the annotation of a GenBank genome assembly.